Molecule: messenger RNA, 5538 nt
Organism: Lymnaea stagnalis (great pond snail)
Lineage: Eukaryota; Metazoa; Mollusca; Gastropoda; Lymnaeidae
Source: the annotation of a GenBank genome assembly
GGAUGCUGUGAAAAAAAGAACAGCAGAGCUUGCGCAGCCUGAAAUACCUGACCCCCAAGCAAUGGAGCUACCAGGGGCACGUGGGGCUUCUUCUCGUGUUGUGUCUGUGCAGAAAGUGGGAGGUACGUUGAAUUGUUUUGACGAUGCAGAAAGUGGGAGGUACGUUGAAUUGUUGUGUCUGUGCAGAAAGUGGGAGGUACGUUGAAUUGUUGUGUCUGUGCAGAAAGUGGGAGGUACGUUGAAUUGUUGUGUCUGUGCAGAAAGUGGGAGGUACGUUGAAUUGUUGUGUCUGUGCAGAAAGUGGGAGGUACGUUGAAUUGUUGUGUCUGUGCAGAAAGUGGGAGGCACGUUGAAUUGUUGUGUCUGUGCAGAAAGUGGGAGGUACAUUGAAUUGUUGUGUCUGUGUAGAAAGUGGGAGGUACGUUGAAUUGUUGUGUCUGUGCAGAAAGUGGGAGGUACGUUGAAUUGUUGUGUCUGUGCAGAAAGUGGGAGGUACGUUGAAUUGUUUUGACGAUGCAGAAAGUGGGAGGUACAUUGAAUUGUUGUGUCUGUGCAGAAAGUGGGAGGUACGUUGAAUUGUUGUGUCUGUGCAGAAAGUGGGAGGUACAUUGAAUUGUUGUGUCUUUUCAGAAUGUGGUAGGUACGUUGAAUUGUUUUGACCAUGCAGAAAGUGGGUAAAUUUAAUUGUCGUGUCCUUUGCAGAUAAAGGGAGUUAAGCUGAAUAGUUUUGGCCAUGCAGAGCAUGGGAGAUAAGUUGAACUAAUUAUAUAGCUACACUAAACAAAUAAACCAUUAUAAAAAAAUGUCCUUAGGGAUAGGUAGUUUUAUCACUUGUUGUAAUCUUAAAGAUAAUGUGUUUUAUUGGAGCUCUGAUGUCAUAGAGUCAUCUUAUAGAUAAUGUUUUUUGUUAGAGCACUCAUGUCAUUAAUUGAUCUUUUAGAUAAUAUGUUUAAUUGAACGAUCAUGUCCUAGAGUCAUUUUAUAGAUAAAUAUUUUAUUGGAGCUCUCAUGUCAUAGAGUCAUGGUAAAGGAAGAAAGGGUUCUAUGUGUUCCAAAACAUCUAAGUAUGUGGGUGAUUAUUGGUUAUCUUGAUCAGGAAAGGUGUCUGGUUAUUGGUUAUCUUGAUCAGGCGAGGUGUCUGGUUAUUGGUUAUCUUGAUUAAGCAAGGUGUCUGUUUAUCGGUUAUCUUGAUUGAGCAAGGUGUCUGGUUAUUGGUUAUCUUGAUUAAGCAAGGUGUCUGGUUAUUGGUUAUCUUGAUUAAGCAGGGUGUCUGGUUAUUGGUUAUCUUGAUCAGGCAAGGUGUCUGGUUAUUGGUUAUCUUGAUCAGGCAAGGUGUCUGGUUAUUGGUUAUCUUGAUCAGGCAAGGUGUCUGGUUAUUGGUUAUCUUGAUCAGGCAAGGUGUCUGGUUAUUGGUUAGCUUGAUCAGGCGAGGUGUCUGGUUAUUGGUUAUCUUGAUCAGGCAAGGUGUCUGGUUAUUGGUUAUCUUGAUCAGGCAAGGUAUCUGGUUAUCGGUUAUCUUGAUUGAGCAAGGUGUCUGGUUAUUCGUUAUCUUGAUUAAGCAAGGUAUCUGGUUAUCGGUUAUCUUGAUUGAGCAAGGUGUCUGGUUAUUGGUUAUCUUGAUUAAGCAAGGUGUCUGGUUAUUGGUUAUCUUGAUCAGGCAAGGUGUCUGGUUAUUGGUUAUCUUGAUCAGGCAAGGUGUCUGGUUAUUGGUUAUCUUGAUCAGGCAAGGUGUCUGGUUACUGGUUAUGAGAAAAUUGAUCUAACCUUGGAGUACCAGGAAUAAUAUGAUAGUUACAGAAACUUGAUAAUAACAGAGAUAGUGACAAAAUUGACAGCAGCAGGAAACAUAUGAUUGUGACAUAAACUUGAUAGUGACAGAGAUAGUGACAGUAAUGUGACAGUACAUGAGUAAUAUGAUAGUGAAAGAAACUUGACAAUAGCAAGAAUAAUAUGACAGUGACAGAAACUUGAUAGUGACAGAAACUUUUCUGUUUUGUAAUACUAUUUCCUUCCAAUGUCUUGAAAGCAAGAACUGUCCAAGCAUUCUCUUAUAUAUUGUUAUUUAUUGAGCAACAACUGUCCAAUGCCUUCUUGAAAAUGCAUUUUUUUUAAGCCAUUGACAAUUCUAAAAAAAAACAACAAGAUAAGAGCUGGGUGAUGGAGUCUGACACACAAUUUCCAAACAAUGUAAAUGAAUUAAAUGGUCCCUUUUUGUGUCAUUUUUGAUUAUCUCCUAAGUCAGGCCUGCACAACAUUCAGCCUGCGGGCUGCAUGUGGCCCGCGAGCACCCUUUUGGCGGCCUGCGAAGUAACAAAAUAUUCCUUAUUAUUAUUAUUUUCGUAAUAGCUUUGCCCCUGUUCUUUUAUCUUUCGUCCCACACAAGUUUUUCAUUAUAACGUAUUAUGGCCCGCACAAGGUUUUCUUAAAGUAUUACGGCCCGCCAUACAUUUUGUGUUGUGCAGGCCUGCCCUAAGUUAUUCUCUAAAGCAGUGGUUCCCAAACUUUUAAGUUUGGCGGACUGGUGAACGAGUUUAAAAAUUUUACCAGGGACCGGUGCAUGAUUUAUUUUUAUACUUUUGUUUCUAUUUGACAAUAAAUAUUUAUGUUAUGGGGACCGGCAGUGUUAGGAAUGCGGACCGGUGAAGGUCCACGGACCGCCAUUUGGGGACCAAUGCUCUAGAGCAGUGUCUUCCAAACUUUUAAGUUUGCUUGACUGGUGGGUCAUUCUCUAGAGCAGCGUCUUCCAAACUUUUAAGUUUGCUUGAGCGGUGGAUCAUUCUCUAGAGCAGUGUCUCCCAAACUUUAAAGUUUGCUUGACUGGUAAAGAAGUUUUGAAACUGCGCCAGGGACCGGGGCCAGAUUCAUUUCAUAUAUUUUCUUAUUUGACCAUAAAUAUUCAUGUUGUGCCAACUGGCAACAUAGGCUUGCGGACCAGCUGGUCCUGGCAACACCAUUUGGGGGAACUCUUCUCUGUAGAAGAUACAAUGAUGCAUCAUACUUUGAUUUUAUAGACUUUUAAAACAAAAUUCAUAAAAAUGUUCUAGAUUCUUGUUCUACAACAUAAAUAAUCUAAGUAUGAACUUUUCCUCAGAGCCCCAGAAUUUAACGUCCACGCAGUCUAUUGGCGCGCUUCCACAACCCUCACAACAGUUAUCUCCCAUGCAGCUGGCGGCACAACCUACGCAACCUGGUGCGUUGGCGUUGAGUCAGCUGAGCCCAGGAGUUCAAAAACCGCCGGUGGCAACAGCUAGUAAGGGUUCUCAAACAGAGCCGAGAAAGAAACCUCUAAGAGCAUACUUGUGUCCUUUCUGCAAAAUAUCAAUGGAACUGGGAUUGGAAUACUAACGGAUGAAAAGGGGAGGACAUCAUCAUUCCAUUAUCAAUUAUAAAGGUGAAUUCAAGAUAAGAAGUUAGAAGGCCAAGUAGAAAAAGAACUUAAGUGUAUUGUUGCAGUUUUGAGAAAAAUGAGUUUAAAGUUUUUAAAUUCUUAUUUAAAUCCAUUAAAAGCUGGUAGAGGUGACUCGGUAUCAAACACUUAAGUGCAUUUUUCAUGUAUGAUAUUUACAGGAAUGAUUCAAGGGAAAGAAUAAAAAAUAAUGCCAGGCUUAACUCAUUUUUGAAAAGUUGUAACUUAAGUACUUUUUUUUUUUCUAUUCGGCUCUUCAGUUUGGCAUCCGGAAAUAUCACUUUUAUUGACAAGGAUUUCUGUUAAUACACAUACUUAAAUGUUGUGUAAUAUGUAUGUGCUUGGUCUCUCCAUUCACUCUUUUAAUGUUGUGUAAUAUGUAUGUGCUUGGUCUCUCCAUUCACUCUUUUAAUGUUGUGUAAUAUGUAUGUGCUUGGUCUCUCCAUUCACUCUUUUAAUGUUGUGUAAUAUGUAUGUGCUUGGUCUCUCCAUUCACUCUUUUAAUGUUGUGUAAUAUGUAUGUGCUUAGUCUCUCCAUUCACUCUUUUAAUGUUGUGUAAUAUGUAUGUGCUUGGUCUCUCCAUUCACUCUUUUAAUGUUGUGUAAUAUGUAUGUGCUUGGUCUCUCCAUUCACUCUUUUAAUGUUGUGUAAUAUGUAUGUGCUUGGUCUCUCCAUUCACUCUUUUAAUUUUGUGUAAUAUGUAUGUGCUUGAAGCUCUCAACAACCAGUUAUUGGCCUUGUGGCUCAGAGGUGACCUUGUGGCUCAGAGGUGACCUUGUGGCUUAGAGGUAACCUUUUGGCUCAGAGGUGACCUUGUGGUUCAGAGGUGACCUUGUGGUUCAGACGUGACCUUGUGGUUCAAAGGUUGCCUUGUGGUCCAGAGGUGGCCUUGUGGUUCAAAGGUGGCCUUGUGGUUCAGAGGUGACCUUGUGGUUCAGAGGUGGCCUUGUUACUUAGAGGUGGCCUUGUGGUUCAGAGGUGGCCUUGUUACUUAGAGGUGGCCUUGUGGUUCAGAGGUAACAGCUGUCAUGUGAUCAUCUGUACAUCAUAUAACAGCUGUCAUAUGAUCAUCUGUACAUCAUAUAACAGAUGGCAUGUGAUCAUCUGUACAUCAUGUAACAGAUGUCAUGUGAUCAUCUGUACAUCAUAUAACAGCUGUCAUGUGAUCAUCUGUACAUCAUAUAGCAGAUGUCAUGUGAUCAUCUGUACAUCAUAUAGCAACUGUCAUGAGAUCAUCUGUUCAUCAUAUAGCAGCUGUCAUAUGAUCAUUGAGUUUAUUCCUUGCAUAAGAAACAAUAUUCUAUUAUCAAUUAUGUAGUUAAAAACAACAACCCCAAUAUGACAUUUGAUGCCAUGAAACCUGAACCACAACAUGACAUUUGAUGCCAUGAGACCUGAACCCAAAAUGACAUAUGAUGCCAUGAGACCUUAAGCCAACAUGACAUUUAAUGACAUGAGACCUAAAGCCAACAAGACAAUUGAUGACAUUAUAUCUAAAGCCAACAUGACAUUUGAUGCCAUAAGACAUAAAGACAACAUGACAUUUGAUGCCAUGAUAACCUAAAGCCAAUAUGACAUUUAAUGCCAUUGUAACCUAAAGCCGACAUGACAUUUGACCGAAAGAAAUUUCGUACACGGAAAAUUGAUCGAUGGAAAUUUGAUCGAACGGAAUUUUUUUUUUUCAGUGCACAUGUUAAAAUUUUGCUUCAAAUUUCUUUUUGAACACAUUAUUUUGUUUUACCAUAUAGUACAUUGUGAACUGAAAAAAAGAUUCUACCAAAUUUCCGUUUGAUCUAAUUUCCAUCAAUUAAUUUUCCGUCGACGAAAUUUCUUAAGAUCAAAUUUCUGGUAACCAAAGCCAACAUGACAAUUGGUAACAUGAUAAUCUAAAGCCAACAUGACAUUUGAUGCCAUGAGACCUGGACCCCAAUAUCAUGUGUGCAAAUGACACCAACAUUUUUAUUUCAGAGGAAAAACAAGUCUAGAGCUCAGAAAGAAAGGACAUUUGGUUUGUAAGAUGACUUCAUGUCCUCAUAGGUCUCAUGGGCCUGUCGGUGGAUCUCAAGUAUUAAUCUCAUCUGUUGACCCCCAUCUUCCAUCAUGUACUCAUAGGUCUAGUGGCUAAAUGGAC